CGCCGUCGACUCAUCCAUUUCGACGGAACUCCGUCGCAGGACCUUCUUUCUUCUCCUCCAUUGUUGGAUCUUGAUUGAACCAAUGCGAUGAAGAAGAAGAUCCACACAAACAUAUAUUUUGACUAUGGAGGGUACUAUUCAGAAGAGCAUGAGUGGAAUUGCAACAAUUCAGUAUAUGCUAUAAUGUUUAAGACAACAUCUUUGGAGAGAAUAACAUAUCCGGUGUUGGUAGAUAAGAUCUGUAAGAAGAUUGCUAUAGACGGAGCGAGAAGGAAGAUGAAAUUGAGUUACAUGAUAUGUAAAGGAAGGAGAGAGUCUUAUAUUUUAGAUGAUGAGGAUGUUUGUAUAUUCUUAACAUCAUUGGAUAAAGAGGGAUUUAGACCAGUUUUGCAUGUGGAGUUAUGCAAUCUUGAAAGUAAUCAGAUGGUGGAGCUAGUACCAAGAGUAGAGAGAAGAAGUUCAUGCGGUUUGAAUUAUGGGGAAGUGGCUGCCAAUGAUGUAAGGACUGAUGAUGUAAGGACUGAUGAUGUAAAUAAUCAAGCAAACUUGAGUGCGUUUAGAUGGGGGGAAGGAUCAGAACAAGAGAAAGAGCCUGCUAUAGUUAAUGAACCGAUUAUUGAACAGCUCAUGAUAGAGAAUGGUGUAAAUGAAGAUUGUGAGAAUGAUGUUAGGCCUGAAUAUGUUGAGCUUUCGCGGACUGUACAACCAAGUGAGGAAACAGUUAAAGAAUGGAAAGAUGGUUUGGAAUUGGAAAAAGAUCAAGAAUUUCCUUCUAAGGAGGCAGUAUGGGAUUUGGUUAAUAGAGCUGCAAAGGCCGAGUUGUUUGGUGUGAGAUGUGUGAAGUCGGACCCGGUGCGACUUAUGAUUGAAUGCAGUCAAGCUUCCAUUGGUUGUGAAUGGUGUGAGGAGAGUACUAGAUAUUUUAAACAAAAAGGCACACCACGAUUAGUAGCAAGUGUUUUGCAUGAGGACUUCCGUGGUCAAUUGAAAACACCGGAUCCUAAAACCAUCAUGACUCUUGUUAAAGGAAGACUUGGUUUGGAUUGUUCCUACUCCACCGCCUUGAGAGGGAAAAAACAACAUGUUAGUGAUAUGCGUGGGAACCCUGAAGUUUGCUACACGAUGUUACAUCAAAGCAUCAUCAAGGGAGUGAUGGAUGUGUUUCCAAACGCAUCACAUGGUCAUUGUAUAUGGCAUUUGUCCCAAAACCUUAGGCCAAAGUUGACUGGGGACAAGGACUUAGGUGUUGAGAAAUUCAAGGAAUGCGCUCAUAUAUAUACUAAGACCGAGUUCAGCAUUCAGUAUGGUGAUUUUAGGAGAAGGUAUCCUAGAGCUGCUGAAUAUCUGGAUAAUUCUAUUGGGGUUGAACAAUGGGCUAGGAGUCAUGCUGAGAGAGACAAGUACAACAUAGAUACUAGCAACUCCGCAGAGUCAAUGAAUGCUGUGUUUAAGGAAGUAAGGAAGUACCAUCUAUUACCGAUGAUUGAUGCGAUAUUGGAGAAGUUUUCCGAAUGGUUCAACAAACAUCGAAAAGAUUCUGCCAAUGCAUCGAACACAACGCAGGUGGUGCCUGUUGUGGAGAAUAUAUUACAUAUCCGAUGUCCUAUAGCUGCGAAGUUGACGGUCACUGAGCUUAACAGCUACCGACGCGAAUAUAGCGUAAUUGGAGUUGAUGGUUUAACAUAUUUGGUGGACUUGGAUAUGAAAUCUUGUACUUGUAGGUGUUUUGAUAUAGACAAGUACCCUUGCAUCCAUGGUAUAGCCGCAUCCAUUAAGCAUUGUCGGAAUGAAUGGAGAACAACGGAAGUAAGCAUAUAUGGUCUUUGUUCGAAAUAUUACUUGAUCGAGACGUGGGCAUUGGCAUAUUACAAAACGAUUUACGUUGUGCCGCAUGAGUCUCAAUGGACUUUCCCAGCUGACUACGAGGAGAAGAUCGCAAAACCGCCGGAUUACAAACCAAAGAAAGGUAGAAAUCAAGAGACCCGGUUUCCAUCCACCGGGGAAAAGCGACGAAAGAGGACCCAAAACAAGGCACGGCCUGGCAUUAACUUGGAGAGUUGGUUGCAGCCCCCUCCCAAUGAUGAGAAUGGUUAACUUGAGUUUCUGUGUUUUACUUGUAUUUCUCGCAUGUGCAUUAACAA
Molecule: messenger RNA, 2141 nt
Organism: Arabidopsis arenosa
Lineage: Eukaryota; Viridiplantae; Streptophyta; Magnoliopsida; Brassicales; Brassicaceae
Source: the annotation of a GenBank genome assembly